Phyllostomus hastatus (greater spear-nosed bat) is the source of this 8640-nucleotide messenger RNA. RefSeq names its product mucin 4, cell surface associated (gene MUC4). The transcript has 27 exons. The record is from RefSeq and is a predicted model, not a curated record. Lineage: Eukaryota; Metazoa; Chordata; Mammalia; Chiroptera; Phyllostomidae. Gene Ontology annotation, biological process: cell-matrix adhesion. Bases 137 to 8236 code for a protein of 2699 amino acids.
CAGCUAGUGGGGACAGGUUCACCUCUGCUUCUCACACCACUGCUCCUGCUCAGUGUCAGGGGAACCUGAAGGGCUUUUCUGAAGCUAUGAGGGGAGCAAACUGGAGCAGGGUCCCCUCAGUGUUCCUGAGCUGCUUAUGUUCCUGCCUCCUUUGGCCAGUGGUCCCAGUCUGUUGCCUCCAGGCUGGAUCUCAGAGGAAGUAAGAGGAAGAAGUGAAACCUCAACAACUCAAACUGCAAGGAAUGUUUCUCACCACACAUCUCCUUUUAGUGUGGUCACUACAGCUGCAAGCACAGCAUAUUUGUCCAAUGUACCUACCUCAACAGACACUAAUGAAAACAAAUUACAGAGUUUCUUCACAGCUUCUUCACAGAGCAACUUUACUGAGAGCAGAGAGUCCUCCCAGAAAGGAGAAACCAGCAUGGUCACAGGAAUGAGCACAGCAGCCCCUUCGCCCUUAACAAGUGGACACAAUGCUACUUCACAUGUUCCUCGGGAGACAUCCUAUUCUACUGAGACCACAUCUUCCUCCCAUUCUAGUGAUAGCCCCACACAUCUGAGAACUUCACAAAUGACAGCCCCAACCUCAACAACACUCUACAAUGUUGGAAAAACAGACCACUUGUCACUGUCUGUAACUACAACUAUUACUACAGUCACCUCAGCAGUCUCAGAGACAAUUGAAGGAAGUGGAAACACAACAGCAUCCUCUUUCAGCACCUCCACUCACAAUACACCAGCUUCUACACAGAGCCACUUCACUGAGAGCAGAGAGACCUCCCUGAAAGCAGAAACCAGCACCGUCCCAGGAGUGAGCACAUCACCUGCUUCAUCCUCACCAAGUGGAACCAUUGUUACUUCACAUAUUCCUCAGGACACAUCCUAUUCAGCUGCCACCACCACUUCAUCCAACCCUAGUGUCACCCACACAUAUCUGUCAACAUCCCAAAUGACGACAGCCCCACCUUCAACAUACACUGCUCCUGGGAAAAGAGAGGAUAGGUCACUGUCUGGAACUACAACUUCUACUGCAGUCACCACAGCAGUCUCAGAGACAACUGAAGGAAGUGGAAACACAACAGCAUCCUCUUUCAGCACCUCCACUCACAAUACACCAGCGUCUUCACAGAGCCACUUCACUGAGAGCAGAGAGACUUCCCUGAAAGCAGAAACCGGCACCGUCCCGGGAGUGAGCACAUCAGCUGCUUCAUCCUCACCAAGUGGAACCAUUGUUGCUUCACAUGUUCCUCAGGACACAUCCUAUUCAGCUGCCACAACCACUUCAUCCAACCCUAGUGUCACCCACACAUAUCUGUCAACAUCACAAAUGACGACAGCCCCACCUUCAACAUCCACUGCUCCUGGGAAAACACAGGACAGGUCACUGUCUGGAACUACAACUUCUACUGCAGUCACCACAGGAGUCUCAGAGACAACUGAAGGAAGUGGAAACACAACAGCAUCCUCUUUCAGCAUCUCCACUCAGAAUAUACCAGCUUCUUCACAGAGCCACAUCACUGGGAGCAGAGAGACCUCACAGAAAGCAGAAACCGGCACCAUCCCAGGAGUGAGCACAUCAGCUCCUUCAUCCUCACCAAGUGGAACCAUUGUUACUUCACAUGUUCCUCAGGACACAUCCUAUUCAGCUGCCACCACCACUUCAUCCAACCCUAGUGUCACCCACACAUAUCUGUCAACAUCACAAAUGACGACAGCCCCAUCUUCAACAUCCACUGCUCCUGGGAAAACACAGGACAGGUCACUGUCUGGAACUACAACUUCUACUGCAGUCACCACAGCAGUCUCAGAGACAACUGAAGGAAGUGGAAACACAACAGCAUCCUCUUUCAGCAUCUCCAUUCAGAAUAUACCAGCUUCUUCACAGAGCCACAUCACUGGGAGCAGAGAGACCUCACAGAACGCAGAAACCAGCACCGUCCCAGGAGUGAGCACAUCAGCUCCUUCAUCCUCACCAAGUGGAACCAUUGUUACUUCACAUGUUCCUCAGGACACAUCCUAUUCAGCUGCCACCACCACUACAUCCAACCCUAGUGUCACCCACACAUAUCUGUCAACAUCACAAAUGAUGACAGCCCCACCUUCAACAUCCACUGCUCCUGGGAAAACACAGGACAGGUCACUGUCUGGAACUACAACUUCUACUGCAGUCACCACAGCAGUCUCAGAGACAACUGAAGGAAGUGGAAACACAACAGCAUCCUCUUUCAGCACCUCCACUCACAAUACACCAGCGUCUUCACAGAGCCACUUCACUGAGAGCAGAGAGACCUCCCAGAAAGCAGAAACCAGCACCGUCCCAGGAGUGAGGACAUCAGCUCCUUCAUCCUCACCAAGUGGAACCAUUGUUACUUCACAUGUUCCUCAGGACACAUCCUAUUCAGCUGCCACCACCACUUCAUCCAACCCUAGUGUCACCCACACAUAUCUGUCAACAUCACAAAUGACGACAGCCCCACCUUCAACAUCCACUGCUCCUGGGAAAACACAGGACAGGUCACUGUCUGGAACUACAACUUCUACUGCAGUCACCACAGCAGUCUCAGAGACAACUGAAGGAAGUGGAAACACAACAGCAUCCUCUUUCAGCACCUCUCCUCAGAAUGUACCAGCUUCUUCACAGAAACACUUCACUGAGAGCAGAGAGACCUCACAGAAAGCAGAAACCGGCACCAUCCCAGGAGUGAAGACAUCAGCUCCUUCAUCCUCACCAAGUGGAACCAUUGUUACUUCACAUGUUCCUCAGGACACAUCCUAUUCUGCUGCCACCACCACUUCAUCCAACCCUAGUGUCACCCACACAUAUCUGUCAACAUCACAAAUGAUGACAGCCCCACCUUCAACUUCCACUGCUCCUGGGAAAACACAGGACAGGUCACUGUCUAGCACUACAACUUCUACUGCAGUCACCACAGGAGUCUCAGAGACAACUGAAGGAAGUGGAAACACAACAGCAUCCUCUUUCAGCAUCUCCACUCAGAAUAUACCAGCUUCUUCACAGAGCCACAUCACUGGGAGCAGAGAGACCUCACAGAAAGCAGAAACCGGCACCGUCCCAGGAGUGAGCACAUCAGCUCCUUCAUCCUCACCAAGUGGAACCAUUGUUACUUCACAUGUUCCUCAGGACACAUCCUAUUCAGCUACGACCACCACUACAUCCAACCCUAGUGUCACCCACACAUAUCUGUCAACAUCACAAAUGACGACAGCCCCACCUUCAACAUACACUGCUCCUGGGAAAACACAGGACAGGUCACUGUCUGGAACUACAACUUCUACUGCAGUCACCACAGCAGUCUCAGAGACAACUGAAGGAAGUGGAAACACAACAGCAUCCUCUUUCAGCACCUCCACUCACAAUACACCAGCGUCUUCACAGAGCCACUUCACUGAGAGCAGAGAGACCUCCCAGAAAGCAGAAACCAGCACCGUCCCAGGAGUGAGGACAUCAGCUCCUUCAUCUUCACCAAGUGGAACCAUUGUUACUUCACAUGUUCCUCAGGACACAUCCUAUUCAGCUGCCACAACCACUACAUCCAACCCUAGUGUCACCCACACAUAUCUGUCAACAUCACAAAUGAGGACCGCCCCACCUUCAACAUCCACUGCUCCUGGGAAAACACAGGACAGGUCACUGUCUGGAACUACAACUUCUACUGCAGUCACCACAGCAGUCUCAGAGACAACUGAAGGAAGUGGAAACACAACAGCAUCCUCUUUCAGCACCUCUCCUCAGAAUGUACCAGCUUCUUCACAGAAACACUUCACUGAGAGCAGAGAGACUUCCCUGAAAGCAGAAACUGGCACCAUCCCAGGAGUGAAGACAUCAGCUCCUUCAUCUUCACCAAGUGGAACCAUUGUUACUUCACAUGUUCCUCAGGACACAUCCUAUUCAGCUGCCACCACCACUUCAUCCAACCCUAGUGUCACCCACACAUAUCUGUCAACAUCACAAAUGACGACAGCCCCAUCUUCAACAUCCACUGCUCCUGGGAAAACACAGGACAGGUCACUGUCUGGAACUACAACUUCUACUGCAGUCACCACAGGAGUCUCAGAGACAACUGAGGGAAAUGGAAACACAACAGCAUCCUCUUUCAGCAUCUCCACUCAGAAUAUACCAGCUUCUUCACAGAGCCACAUCACUGGGAGCAGAGAGACCUCACAGAAAGCAGAAACCGGCACCGUCCCAGGAGUGAGCACAUCAGCUGCUUCAUCCUCACCAAGUGGAACCAUUGUUACUUCACAUGUUCCUCAGGACACAUCCUAUUCAGCUGCCACCACCACUUCAUCCAACCCUAGUGUCACCCACACAUAUCUGUCAACAUCACAAAUGACGACAGCCCCACCUUCAACAUCCACUGCUCCUGGGAAAACACAGGACAGGUCACUAUCUGAAACUACCACUUCUACUGCAGUCACCACAGGAGUCUCAGAGAGAACUGAAGGAAGUGGAAACACAACAGCAUCCUCUUUUAGCAUCUCCACUCAGAAUGUACCAGCUUCUUCACAGAAACACUUCACUGAGAGCAGAGAGACCACCAAGAAAGGGGAAACCAGCAUGGUCACCAGACUGAGCACCACAGCCCCUUCAUCCUUACCAAGUGGAAACAAUAUUAUUUCACCUGUUCCUCAGGAGACAUCCUAUACAGCAGCCCCUGGCCCUGCAGUCACCUGGAACUCCACCACCAUAUUCACAGAUCAUCCCACACUCCUGUCUGACAUCAGCACUUUCUCACCAUCCACAGUACACUCAAGCUCCACUGUGAAGACUGAGACAUCAGGAGCAAUCACAACCUCACUGAGGACAGACAGUGAGAAAAGCACAGCAACAUCACUACCCUCAACAACUUCCCAGACCCUUAUAACCUCAACUCCCAGCACAUCCACAGGCACACACUCAACAGUUACCCCAGUCCCUAUCAAUCCUGAGAAAGGUGUUUCCCUCUUCCCCUAUGGGCCACAUGUUGGAGAUCAGGAGUUUGUCAGGAGGAAAGCAGACUUCACCUCGCCGCUCUUCAAGCCCCAGAUUGGCUUCCCUUUCGGCUCCUCUCUCCGAGAUUUCCUCUACUUCACAGAUAAUGGUCAGAUCAUUUUCCCGGAAUCAGAGUACCAGAUUUUCGCCUACCCCAUCCCUCCCCUUAGAGGUUUCACAGACAGGGACCAGCUGGCCAUUGUGGCUCCAUUCUGGGACGAUGCUGAUUUCUCCAGCCACAAGGGAACCAUAUUUUACCAGGAAUAUGAGACUCUCUAUGAUGACUACAAACCACCUGUAGUCCAGCAGGUGGAAUCUUGGAUUAAAAAGUUUACAAACACCUGGAACUACAAAGCCAGGUGGACCCUAAAGGUCACAUGGGUCAAUGCCUCUGCCUAUCCUGCCCAGUGGACCUAUGGGACCAGCACCUACCAGGCCAUCCUUUCCACAGAUGGAAGCAGAUCCUUCACCCUGUUUCUCUACCAAAGUGGUGGGAUGCAGUGGGAUGUGACCCAGCACCCAGGCAAUUGGGUCCUCAUGGGCUUCUCCAGUGGAGAUGGGUAUUAUAAAAACAGCCCACUGACAUUCCAGCCAGCAUGGGAGAAGUAUCGUCCAGACCAAUUCUUGAAUUCCAACUCAGGCCCCAAGGGGCUACAGGUCUAUAAUCUACACAGUAGAGAAAGACCCAACUACCGUCUCAGGUGCCUGCAGCGGUUGAAGAGACAGCCUCAGUUGCCCAGCUUGGACUGGGACCACAUCUCCUGCCCUUGCUCUUGGCAGCAGGGACUAUGGGACUUACGGUUCCAGCCCAUCCACAUAGGUUGGUGGGGCCUCAGCAGCAGGCAGCUGUGCAGCUUCUCCUCCUGGCGUGGGGGCGUGUGUUGCAGCUACGGGCCAUGGGGAGAGCUUCUCCAAGGCUGGAGAGUGCAGAGUCUUUGGCAGCUUGAGCAAGAACUAGAGCUGCAGGACUGCUGCUGCCGCAAGACUGACCAUUCCUCCUUCUGCGUCCUGUACCACCAAAGGCAGCCCCGCAUCAGCUGUGCUUGGUACCAGCCCCCAAGGCCCGCCUGGAUGUUUGGGGACCCCCACAUCACCACCUUGGAUGGUGCCAAUUAUACCUUCAACGGGCUGGGGGACUUUCUGCUAGUCCGAGCCAGGGACGGAAACUCCUCCUUCCUGCUUCAGGGCCGCACUGCCCAGACCGGCUCAGCCCGGGCUACCAACUUCAUUGCCUUUGCUGCUCAAUACAAUACCAGCAGCCUGGCUCCCAUCACGAUUCAGUGGCUUCUUGAGCCCAAUGACAGAGUCCACGUGUGGCUCAAUAAUCAGGCUGUGACCUUUGAAGAUGGCGAAGACCAGGAAAUCUUCAAUACCACUGGAGUUGUAAUGAACCGCAAUGGCUCCCUGGUGUCAGCCAGCUUAGAUGGGACAGUGAUCGUCUCAGUGAUUGCUCUCUCCAACAUCCUUCAUGCCUCCUGCAGCCUCCCAGAAGAGUACCGAAACCAUACAGAGGGCCUCCUGGGGGUGUGGAAUGACUCUCCAGGUGAUGACUUCAAGAUGCCCAAUGGCACUGUUAUUCCCCAAGGGAGCACUGAAGAGGAACUUUUUCACUAUGGAAUGACCUGGGAAAUCAAUGGAACAAGCCUCCUUGGCAAGAGGGACAACCACCUGCCUUCCAACUUCACCCCGGUCUUCUUUGACGAUCUGUUGCAAAACGGCUCCUUGACCUCCGGGUGUAAUGGAGACAAACAAUGUAUCCAUGACACCCUGGCCACAGGAAACACAGAGACUGGACUGCAUACUGAAAUGCUCUUGAGAAGAUACCAGGAGAUGAACAACACCCUCAAUCAGUACCCGCCCUCUAUAGAUGGUUCCCAAGAGUUGAGAGCCCACGUGGGGAGCACCGAGUGGAUUCACUACAAAAGCAAGUCUAAGGACGUCACAUUCACUCUCAGAAACAACAACACUGAUGACUUCAAGCUUUUUGAGAAUGGAACAUUGCUGUGGACACCAAGCUUGCUGAAACCAUUCACUCUGGAGAUUCUAGCAAGAAGUGCCAGGGACAACUUAUCAUCUGUACUCCAGCCAAAGACUGUGGUCUGUGCUUGUAAGGAAAAGAAACAGUGCUUAUACAACCAGACCAGAUGGGUGGGCAAUUCCUCCCUGGAGGUGGCCGGUUGCAAGUGUGACAACAACAAUUUUGGUCACUACUGUGAACGCUCCAAGGACCUCUGUGAUGAGCAGUGCUUCCCGAAUGUUAAGUGCAUCCCUGGGCAGGGCUGCGAGGCUUGUCCUUCAAACCUAACUGGGGAUGGACGUCACUGUGCACCUCCGCAAUACUAUGAACUCUGUCAGAAUACGUCCUGCCCUGUGAAUUACUGCUACAACCAAGGCCACUGCUACAUCUCCCAGACUCUGGGCUGCCAGGCCACCUGCACCUGCCCCCCAGCCUUUACAGAUGCCCGCUGCUUCCUGGCUGGGAACAAUUUCACUCCAACCCUCAAGUCAGAGCUUCCAUUAAGAACCAUCCAGAUCUUUCUCAGUGAAGAAGAAAAUGCCUCUGCAGAAGAGGUCAACACCUCGGUGGCCUAUAGACUGGAGAACCUGGAUGUACGGGCCUUUGUACUGAACAGUGAAGUGGAAAAAAUUGGUCGUCCAGUAACACUGACCUCAGGAAAAUCCCUUCAACAAUGGAGGGUUGUAUCGAAGUUCCAGUACCGCCUUUGGGGUCCUGUCAUCGACUUCCUCAACACCCGGCUGCUGGAUGCAGUGGUGGAGGCAUUUUUACUACAGGCCCCGAGAGGGCGUUGGAAGAGAAGUGAGGGGCCCAGGAACAACGUGGUCUUCAACACCAUCUCCAGAAGAGAUGUGCACAGUUUGAGGGCCUGGAACGUGAGCAUACUGCGGACUUACUUAAAGUGCAGUGGCUACAAGGGCUACAAACUGGUCUACAGCCUGCAGGGCGGCUUCACCUGCAUGUCCCCCUGCAGCGAGGGCUACUGUGAGCACGGAGGCCAGUGCCAACACCUGCCGGAUGGGCCCCACUGCAGCUGUGUGCCCUUCUCCAUCUACAUGCCCUGGGGCAAGCACUGUGAGCACCUGAGCAUGAAACUCGGCGCCUUCUUCGGGAUUCUCUUUGGGGCCCUGGGUGCCCUCUUACUACUUGGGGUCAUAGCAUUUGUGGUCCUGCACUUCUGGCGCUCCAGGGCCCAGUACUCCUACCCCCUGGACUCAGAAAGCUGAAGCCUCGCCCCCCAGGGGGAUAACUGUGCCUUCAGAUACCUCAAGACCCUCCCCAGCCUCACCUGCAUACUUCCAGGCGCCUUUCCUUUGGACAGAUUGGAAAAAGGAAGAUGACUGAAGGUCAUUAAGGAUUCUUCAAGGAGAAUGAAUAAUGGGAAUGAAUAAUGAUAAAGAGGAGCACAUUUAUCAGUAGACACAGAGGUGAACUGGAAGAGACUGUAAAGAUCUACAUAAACCAAUGGAUUCUCACAAGGAGAACACUGAUACACACACACACACACACACAAGAGUGGGGUGAUGGCUCCAACUUAAAAACCAAAAUGCAUUUGCACAUAAAACUCUCCAGUUUACAUCUAAGUAAAGUCUAUUUAAAUAAAAUCUCUCUGACUUACUGUGUUUGCAGA